UUUUGCAUUAAUAUAUGUUUUUUAUAUCCAAAUAUUAAAUUUAGUUUUAUUUGCUUUUUAUUUUUGCAUUUUGGACAUGAAUUCAACACAGAAAAAAUGUACGCUCCUGCAGUAAGUUGACACCACAAUUGUAAAAACAGUUAUUGUGUAAAAUUUUGGAAAACUUUGAAUUAUUUUUUUUUUACAUUUCUUAACAUUCUCUCCAAAAAGUGUGUGAUGUCAAUACAUAUUGCGGCAGAAGCCCUACCUCCCCAACCCACGCCAGCACUCCCACCCCAACCGCCAGCCCCACAACCACAGCCGGCUCCUCAUCAACCAAGGCAACGGAGGCGUGCUAGGCCACCAAUUUUCAGAACCCGUGUCAGACUUUUUGGGAUGCCAGAUGAUGUGGUGGUGCGUAGAUACCGGCUGCCACCACAUCUAAUCCUAGACACUCUCUCCAUAAUAGAGAGUGAUCUGGAGUCUGAAAUUCGGUAUCCUACAGCAAUACCACCAUUGACACAAUUCCUUGCAGUGUUACAUUUUUUGGCCACAGGAUCAUUCCAGCAUGUGGUUGGAGACCUGGUUGGCAUGUCGCAGGGCCAGUUCAGUAAGGUCCUGCGACGUGUCUGCCAGGCUUUCCUCAAGCGUGUUAAGCAAUUUAUUGCUAUGCCUUUGGAUGUUGGUGCCCUAGAUGUGGUGAAGCGGCAAUUUGCGGAAGGUGGUAGUCGCUUCCCACAUGUUAUUGGGGUUGUGGAUGGCACACAUGUAGCUAUUCAGCCACCAAAACAUAAUGAAGAAAUUUUUAGAAACAGGAAACUGUUUCAUUCUCUGAAUGUAAUGGUUGUUUGUGGGCCAUCCCUCCAGAUCCUUUCCCUGAACGCAAAGUUUACUGGAAGUUCCCAUGAUGCGUAUGUCAUUAGACAAUCAGGGAUAUGGCAGAGAUUAAGAUCAAGUCAACGACCAGACAUGUGGUUAUUGGGAGACCGUGGAUAUCCUUGCACCCCCUGGCUCAUGACUCCUUACCGUAAUCCCAGGCCAGGACCACAGAUGGCAUUUAACUCCGCGCUUACUGCCACUAGGCAGCUGGUGGAGCGCACAAUUGGUGUCCUGAAAGGGCGGUUUCGUGUUCUCCACCGCACUGGUGGCGACAUCAUGUAUUCGCCGGAGAUGGCAAGUAAAAUAGUGGUCCUGUGCGCAAUACUCCAUAAUAUCGCGGUAAGGAGUAGUGUAGAGCUUCCUCAGGCAGAGGAAUUGCCUGAUGAGGAGCCAGGGGUUGUGCCACGCUUCGGUGGGGGGAGUGUGACACGGAGGGGGAGCCAAGUGAGGGCAAGAAUUGUAGCAGAAUAUUUCAGGUAUAGUGUUUAUAUAUUUUAUAUUUGGCCAAAUAAUACAACACAGUAUGCUUCUGUUUUAUAAACCAUGAUUUCAAUUUGUAUGAUCUUGUAAAGUGAUUGGGUACGGAUUUUGUGGUGUUGGAAUGUGUAAUUGUUUUUGGUUCAAAAUACAAAAACACGUUAAGCUUACAAUGUUUAUUUUGAAAUUUAAAUACUGUAAUGUUGCUAAAUAGUGUCCUUAUUUGUUUUAUAUCAUCAAAUCCUGAUUAUGUAACCAAACACACAAACAAAUGAUACUCAAUGUUUCACACUUUGUGACUGUCCAGCUGAAUUAUCACACGAACUGUGGACAACAACAACGGCAAAACUCCCCACCCCCUUCCCCUUCUCACUCCCCCUCCCCUUCUCACUCCCCCUCCCCUUCUCACUCCCCCUCCCCUUCUCACUCCCCCUCCCCUUCUCACUCCCCCUCAGCUUCCCAGUCCCCCUCAGCUUCCCAGUCCCCCUCAUCUUCCCAGGCCCCAUCAGCUUCCCUGGCCCACUCCACUUUACAUUCCCCUUCUCACCACACCUCUCCAUCUCUUUCUGGGACCCCUUCUCCUCCUUCCCAUACCCCUUCUCCUUCAAAAUCAACAUCACAAUCUGAACCACCCUCACCCUCUAUUGCUUUAACUUUUUCUCCGCCCCCCUCGCCCUCUCAAUCAGACCCCCCCUCUGAAAUUGCGGACCAAAUCCAGCCUCCUUCCCCCAUCCAGCCUCCUUCCACAAUCCCUCCUCCUUCCCCAAUCCCUCCUCCUUCCCCAAUCCCUCCUCCUUCCCCCAUCCAGCCGCCUUCCCCCAUCCAGCCAACAUCCCCACCAAGUGAAUGGGCAGAGGAAGCCCCUGCCGAACGUUCCGGGAGUCUGGAUGUUGCCGUGGAAAAUGUUGCAGUUGGAGAUCCCACAAGUUUUUCAGGGAUACUUUACACCAUGAGCCAACACCUGCAAGGAAUGAUGGAUUGUGUGGACCAUUUGCAAAAAUUUGCUUGACUUGUAUUCUUUUAUUUGUAAAAAAAAAAAAAUAUUAACAAAUACAAAAAUAAAAAAGUUGAUUAAA
Pseudophryne corroboree (corroboree frog) is the source of this 2411-nucleotide messenger RNA. Its product is annotated as putative nuclease HARBI1. The coding region runs from base 217 to 1398 and encodes 393 amino acids. The transcript is spliced from 4 exons. Lineage: Eukaryota; Metazoa; Chordata; Amphibia; Anura; Myobatrachidae. The record is from RefSeq and is a predicted model, not a curated record.